UUAUAGAAAUCCAAAUAAAACAGAUGCCUUAGAAAUUGCUUUACACUCAUUCAGAACGCAUAUGAAUCAAGCUUACGUGAUGCCUGACUCUAGGGUGUAUCUAUUAAUAGAGGUCGAUAGAAAUGUCUGGGAAAUAUGGGAUGGUUUUCGGUUGAGUGUUGCCAAAGAAGUUCAAGUGUCCCGAGUUGGUGUAGUGACACCGGAACGAGUGAAAAUUAAACUCUCCGAUCGGACGAAUUUUAAGCGUGUCGUUCUUUCGGCGUCUACGGUAAUUUUAGAACCAAACAGUUUUCAUGGUUGGGAUAAACCUUUACUUACUCACAAUUUAGAUUCAUUUGCUCAUAUGCAUUAUGCAAUUUGUAUAGUAUUAGCGGAACAAUUGAACUUCACGUUAAACUUAAGCUUGUCUUCCGAUUAUGGAUGGAAUUAUGGUAACGGGACGUAUAGCGGCUUAAUAGGAAAACUGCAAAGAGAAGAAAUUGACUUUACAGCUGCCGGUGGUCUGAUGAGAUCAGAUCGAAUGGACGUUGGUGAUUUGACAGUCGGAACAUUCAUAGCUCGAACUGUUGCUAUUUAUAAACAACCUCCUCUAUCCAGUGUCAACAACAUUUUCACUCUGCCAUUCAUGCCUAAUGUCUGGAUAGUGAUGUUUGUCAUUAUGUCAGUAUUUACCGUUGCUCUGAUAUUUUUCACAUGGACAUCCAAUUGGUUACAAGGUGCAAAAAUGAAAAUCUCGAUCGCACUAGAUUCAAUCACCUUAGUCUUUGCCGCUAUUUGUCAACAAGGUCUGUUAUUAGCGGCUGCCCACUACUCAAUACCGGCGCGAAUUGCCACAUUCACUCUCUUCCUUUGCGCGGUGUUUUUAUUCACCUCGUAUGCUGCUUGCAUUGUAGUUUUGCUACAGUCAGCUAGUAAGACGAUCAACACUAUCGUUGACUUGGCAGACAAACCGAUUACGUUCAGUGCACAAGACACAAGACAUAAUUACAUAUAUUUCAAUGAAACGACCGAUGCAAAUAUUAAGAAAAUCUAUCUCGAAAAGUUGAAACCACAAGGCACAAAAGCGUUUACUAGUCCAGAGAUAGGCGUAGAACGGGUUCGAAAUGAAUUUCAUUCUUAUUUGGUGGAAAUCACUGUGGCAUAUCAUAUAAUAGCUAAGACAUGGCAAGAACAUGAAAAAUGCAGUUUAUCUGAAACGGAACUUUAUAAAAUACCACUUCUUACGUUAUACGUUGUAAAAAAAUCAGGAUACAAAGACGUAUUUAAACAAAAAAUGAUACAACAAAAUGAAAUCGGCUUAAAAUAUCGAAUUACCAAGAAGAUAAUGCCACAAAAGCAAAAGUGUAUUUCAGCAAACUCGGGCGUAAUACGCUUCGACAGUGUAUCAAUCAAAGAAAUUUACCCAGCAUUAUUAUUUCUCGGUUACGGUAUAUGCAUCUCAUGGUUACUAUUAAUAUUUGAAUAUAUUUAUAAAACUCAAGUAGAUAAAUAG
This is a messenger RNA of Melanaphis sacchari, 1492 nucleotides long. Its product is annotated as glutamate receptor ionotropic, kainate 4-like. NCBI's taxonomy places the organism in Eukaryota, Metazoa, Arthropoda, Insecta, Hemiptera, Aphididae. Gene Ontology annotation, molecular function: ligand-gated monoatomic ion channel activity. The coding region runs from base 62 to 1492 and encodes 476 amino acids. The record is from RefSeq and is a predicted model, not a curated record. The transcript has 8 exons. Gene Ontology annotation, cellular component: membrane.